Podospora anserina S mat+ is the source of this 1662-nucleotide messenger RNA. RefSeq lists its product as uncharacterized. The transcript has a single exon. The record is from RefSeq and is a predicted model, not a curated record. Bases 1 to 1662 code for a protein of 553 amino acids. Gene Ontology annotation, cellular component: mitochondrion. Gene Ontology annotation, molecular function: catalytic activity; FAD binding. NCBI's taxonomy places the organism in Eukaryota, Fungi, Ascomycota, Sordariomycetes, Sordariales, Podosporaceae.
AUGGCCGCCCGUUGCCAGUUACCGCCCGUCUUGAGAAGGCUCGCCAGAUCCACCACAGAAGUGAGCAGACAACCACUCCUGAGGCAGUCCCUCUCCCGCCAUACCGUCAGACACAUCAGCACAUCGAGGCCAAGACUUUUCCAACCGACAGCCGUGUCCCAAAAGGGCGAGCUCACCAGCGAAAAGUACCCCGACAUCCAACGAGACUCGAGAUUCGCCCAAGUCACCCCAGAACAUGUCAAGUUCUUCAAGGACGUACUGGGAAGUGAGUCUGCCGUGGUUGACGGUGUGACAAGCGACGCUGCCGACGACAUCGCCCCCUUCAACAGUGAUUGGAUGAACAAAUAUCGCGGCCACUGCAGGUUGGUGCUCAAGCCGGGUACCACGGAAGAGGUCAGCAAGAUCCUCAAGUACUGCAAUGACAACAUGUUGGCCGUGGUACCUCAGGGUGGCAAUACCGGUCUGGUUGGCGGUUCUGUUCCGGUCUUUGACGAGAUUGUCAUCAACAUGAGCCGCAUGAACAAGAUUAUCGAGUUCGACGAGGUCAGCGGCAUCUUGGUGGCAGAGGCGGGAACCAUUCUGGAAGUGGCGGAUCAGUUUCUGGCGAGCAAGGGUUAUAUCUUCCCCUUGGAUCUCGGGGCCAAGGGCUCAUGCCACAUCGGAGGAAACUUGGCUACCAACGCCGGAGGCUUGCGUCUUCUCCGCUACGGGAGCUUGCACGGCACCACCCUGGGCAUUGAGGCCGUUCUGGCCGACGGCACCAUUGUGGACGACCUCUGCAAGCUUCGCAAGAACAACACUGGCUACGAUCUGAAGCAGCUGUUCAUCGGGGCUGAGGGCACCAUCGGUAUCAUCACCAAGGUCUCGAUCCAAUGUCCCCAGCGGUCGGCGGCCCAGAACGUGGCCUUGUUCGGCAUUGAGUCCUACGAGCUGGCCCAACAGGCUUUCCGUGAAGCCAAGGGUCAGCUGGGCGAGAUUCUUUCAGCUUUCGAGCUGAUGGACGAGGGCAGUCAGCAGCUGGUACGAGAUGUCACAGGCAACAAGAGCCCAUUGGAGGAAAAGUAUCCCUUCUACUGCUUGAUCGAGACCAGCGGUUCCAACGCCGAGCACGACGCAGAGAAGCUUCAGUCAUUCCUGGAGGACGUCAUGGAAAAGGGCAUUGUGGCUGAUGGAACGCUUGCCGAGAACGAGACACAGAUCAGGUCGUUGUGGACAUGGCGUGAGGGUAUCACCGAGGCGCUGGGCCAUCUCGGCGGCGUGUACAAGUACGACGUUUCGAUUCCCCUGAAAGAACUCUAUCAGAUGGUCGAGGACGUCAAGGCCCGGAUCGACGCCGCGGGUCUGCUUGGCGACACGGACGAGUUCCCUGUCAGAGCGGUCGUCGGGUACGGCCACAUGGGCGAUGCCAAUCUGCACCUCAAUGUGUCCACGCGGCGGUUCGACGAGCGGGUGGAAAAAGUGCUGGAGCCAUAUGUCUAUGAGUGGAUUGCGGAAAGGCAGGGCAGCAUCAGCGCCGAGCAUGGGCUUGGCCUCAUGAAGAAGAAGUACAUCGGCUACAGCCGCAACCCGACCAUGGUUGGCCUGAUGAAGAACAUCAAGAACACGUUUGACCCGGUAGGUUCUUUUCUCUCUUUCCCCAGACUUUGUGGCAGCCAAGGCUGA